Mollisia scopiformis is the source of this 2187-nucleotide messenger RNA. Its product is annotated as duf580 domain-containing protein. Gene Ontology annotation, cellular component: plasma membrane. Bases 391 to 1980 code for a protein of 529 amino acids. Lineage: Eukaryota; Fungi; Ascomycota; Leotiomycetes; Helotiales; Mollisiaceae. The record is from RefSeq and is a predicted model, not a curated record. Gene Ontology annotation, biological process: transmembrane transport. Gene Ontology annotation, molecular function: transmembrane transporter activity. The transcript has 4 exons.
CAACAGCAUCUAGACUGCCGAUUGUCUCUAACAAGCUUUCGAACAUGUGCAAUUGAGUUUGGAAGUGAGCACUCCGCACUUUUCACGCCAGAAAAAAGUUGUAUUGUUACAAAUUUCCAGUCGUGGUUGGUGAGAGUUCUCUAGCGGCUUGUUCAUCCAAGACAAACCAAGCUCCAAGACAUCUGACGAUCAUGAAAUGCACGACCAAGAGCCUCGUCGUCUGCCGCGAAAAGGAAAGAACAAGGCUAGCGUCAUAAGUACUCUUGGCUGCAGAUUCUCCUCUCUCUCUUUCUUAUCCGUUUGCAAUAUCUCUCUUGUCAACAAAUAUUCGAUUUGCUACGCAGCAGUGAUACUUACAGCAUAUUGUAGGGAAAGAAGCGAACAGGAAGCAUGGCAUACAAUCAGCCUCAGCAUGGAGGCGCUGCAGACGCGUACUAUGCAGAAGGUCAACAACAGCAGCAACCUCCCUAUCUUCCUCCUCAACAGCAACAAUACGCGCCUCCUCAAGGUCCUCCACAACAAUACACCCAGGCACCUCCUCAAUAUGGCCCAAAGCCAACACAGGGCGAUGGCAACGAGAAGAUGGCAUUCGAGCAAACUUUCAAACUGGAGCGUCCGAAAUACAAUGAUAUCUGGGCUGCAAUAUUGUUUCUCUUGACGUUGGGAGGUUUCGUUGCCGUUUCUGGGCUGGCAAUUCAUGGGUAUGCUGCGAAAGGAAGUGGGGGGAUUUAUGAUGGCAACAGCUCUGUUUCUUUGAACAGUAAUACGCUUAUCUUGGUUGCUUUCGUCUUGGUCGUCGCUUUCGUUGUGUCCUUGGCAUACUUCUGGAUUAUUCGUGCUUUUACAAAGCAAAUCAUUUGGAUUACCGGAAUUCUGCAAAUCGUCUUCGGUAUCGGCACUGCUAUUGUAUACUUUGUCCGAGGCUAUUACGUCCCCGCUAUUGUCUUCCUGGUCUUCUCGGUAUUCUACAUUAUAUGCUUCAUAUCCUGGAUUCCUCGGAUCCCUUUCUCGGUCUUGAUGCUGCAGACAGUGAUCGAUGUCUCCAAGAACUAUGGACAUGUCUUUGUUGUCUCCAUACUUGGUGGUCUCGUGGCUACUGCCUUUGGAGCUUAUUUUUCAGUCACGUUUGUGGCUAUCUACUUCAAGUACUAUCCAGGUUCUCCAGGUUGUGACGCCAGUGGUGGAGGUUGCAGCAAGGGAAGGGUCAUUGGAUUACUUGCUUUCAUCACCUUUGCAGGCUACUGGAUCACGGAAGUCAUCAAAAAUGUCAUUCAUGUCAGCAUUUCAGGAGUCUAUGGCUCAUGGUACUUCUGUGCGAACAAACCUGGCGGCUUCCCCAAAGGUGCAACACGUGGUGCCUUCAAGCGAUCGAUAACCUACAGCUUCGGCAGUAUCAGCUUUGGUAGUUUGAUUGUAGCAUUGAUUCAAUGUCUUCGCCAAGCAUGCUCUAUCGCCCAGAAAAACGAGGCAGCUCAAGGAAAUGCCUUGGGUGCGAUUUUCUUCUGCAUUCUGCAAUGCUUCAUCGGUCUUCUGGAUUGGGCUAUUCAGUUUAUCAAUGAGUAUGCGUUCUCAUACAUUGCACUUUAUGGGAAGGCAUACAUUCCAGCUGCUAAGACUACAUGGACCAUGAUGAAAGAUCGCGGAAUCGACGCCCUCGUAAACGAAUGCCUCAUCAACCCAGUGCUCACCAUGGGAGCCGUCUUCGUUGCAUAUCUCUGUUCCUUCCUCGCCUACCUAUACCUGACCUUCACCAAUCCAGCGUACAACGAUGGCAACGCCUUCACCGCUGUUAUCAUGGCAUUUGCGUUCUUGAUCGGUCUCCAGAUUGCGAAUAUAUUCUUGGUGCCGAUCAAGAGUGGUGUGGCGACUUUCUUCGUUGCGAUGGCUUUCGAUCCUCAGGUUUUGAUUAAUGAGUUUCCGGAUUUGUGGAUUAGGUUGGUUAAUGUUUAUCCUCAUGUACAGCAAGCUGUGCAUGUUUGAGGCGGGAAGGUGUGUGUUGGUGGAUGAGGAGAGGGUUAUAGGUGAGAGUAAUGUUCAUACAAUAACGAGAAGCGAAAGGGGGUGGGAUACAAAAACGGAGAUACCCGGACGGCGUUAUGGAUUGACCUGACUUCUAGGUCACGAACGAGGGAAUUAUUGAAGGGUGCUAUGAGUGUAUGCUCUACUUUUGUGUGGUUAUAAUGAAUG